This is a messenger RNA of Meriones unguiculatus (Mongolian gerbil), 3132 nucleotides long. It is a transcript of the gene Fblim1, whose product is annotated as filamin binding LIM protein 1. The transcript is spliced from 10 exons. The coding region runs from base 297 to 1421 and encodes 374 amino acids. Gene Ontology annotation, cellular component: stress fiber; focal adhesion. The record is from RefSeq and is a predicted model, not a curated record. Gene Ontology annotation, biological process: cell-cell adhesion. Gene Ontology annotation, molecular function: filamin binding. Lineage: Eukaryota; Metazoa; Chordata; Mammalia; Rodentia; Muridae.
AUUGCAGGAAGUUUGGCACCUGCCUAUCGGUGCCAUUGAUACCCAGGCUGGGGCAAGCGACUUCGAGUCAGGACAAUCCUCCAGCUGGGAGCAGCAGCAGGAGGAGGAACAGAGGCCAGGGGUACAGGACAGCAGGGGCCUCUUUCCACCACAGGACCUGGGACCCACGUGGAGAGGGAUUAAUAGGCUCAGAAGGAAGAGACAGCCCAGGACAGCAGAGCCAGUAGAGCUGGCCUGAACCCUGGACCUUGUCUUCCAGUGGGGAUUCAGUAUCUCAGCCCCAGCAGGAGCUGACCAUGGCCUCCAAGCCGGAGAAGAGGGUGGCCUCCUCUGUCUUCAUCACCCUGGCACCCCCACGCCGUGAUGUAGCAGUGACUGAGAAGGUGGGCCAGGCAGCUUGUGAAGCCCGACAUGCCCGGCCCUGGGAGACCCUUCCCACAAAGACGCCUGGCUCGGGCAAGAGCUCCAACGCUGUGGCGCCCUCUGGCAGGACCCCUGCCUCCAUCCCAGCAGCCCCACCCCAGCUCUCCAAUGGAGGAUGCUCUCUCCCACCUCCUUCCCUGAAUGACGAGGACCUGGACCUCCUCCCACCUCCUCCACCGCCCCCGUCGGCCUACCUGCCUCUCCCAGACGAGGAGACUCCUGUCCUGCCGGGGACAUCACUCAUUUCUGACUUGGAGCAACUCCACCUGCCACCUCCCCCACCUCCACCCCUACCACAGGCUCUAUCAAAGGGAUCUUCUGUCCAGACUCGGACUGGUCACCUCAGACCCUCGGAAGAGGAGCUGCCUCCUCCUCCAGAAGAGCCUGUCACCCUUCCAGAGAAGGAGGCAUCCACAGAUGUGUGUGGCUUCUGCCACAAGCCUGUGUCCCCUCGAGAGCUGGCUGUGGAGGCCAUGAAGAGGCAGUACCACGCGCACUGCUUCACCUGCCGCACCUGCCGCCGCCAGCUGGCCGGGCAGAGAUUCUACCAGAAGGACGGCCGCCCCCUGUGCGAGCCGUGCUACCAGGACACCCUGGAGAAGUGUGGCAAGUGUGGGGAGGUGGUCCGAGACCACGUGAUCCGGGCCCUAGGCAAGGCCUUCCACCCGCCCUGCUUCACCUGUGUGAGCUGCGCCCGGUGCAUCGGGGACGAGAGCUUCGCGCUGGACGGCCAGAAUCGGGUGUACUGCGUGGCCGACUUCUACAGGAAAUUUGCCCCCGUGUGCAGCAUCUGUGAGAAUCCCAUCAUCCCCUGCGACGGGAAGGACGCCUUCAAAAUUGAGUGCAUGGGAAGGAACUUCCACGAAAACUGUUACCGUUGUGAGGACUGCAGUGUCCUCCUGUCUGUGGAGCCUACCGACCAAGGUUGCUACCCGCUGAAUGACCACCUCUUCUGCAAGCCCUGCCAUAUAAAGCGGAGUGCUGCUGGGUGCUGCUGAGAGCCUCGCUGACCUGCUGGCCCUUCUCUGACUUGGUUUCCCCGCCUGACCUUUCUUGCAUACUUUCCUUUUCACUGGGUACCAGCACCUCUCCCUAGACUUUCAGCCCCCCCUCCUCCGCUGACCAGAAGGCCCCUCACCACCAGAUUGGAACCCUGGCCCCUCUCUAGUGCUGGCCCUGACCUGUUUGUGGAGACAGGUCUCAGGAUGAUACCUGUGGAGCAGAGUGCUCAGCUGCCUGGCAGAAGGUGCUGGAACCAGCACAGUGUGCCAAGCUAAGCUGUUUGAAUUAUGUCUCCCCAGCUUCUCUCAAAAGUGCUUUUUUGAAAACUUAGAAAUUUAUGCUGGGUGUGCUAGUGCACCCCUUGAAUCCCAGCCCUUGGGAGGCAGAGGCAGGUGGAUUUCUGUGUUCUAGACCAGCCUGAUCUACAGAGCGAGUUCUAUUUAAACGAUGUGAAACAACAUUCUUUGGAUUUGGGGGAGAGAAAUCUCUUAAUUUUUCUUUUACUUUUUUCUUUUUUGGUGGGGUAAGAUCAGCAAACAUUUUCCCUUGGUUCAUCAAUGUCUAAGCAUGCAGCUUGGGAGGCGGGGGCUGGCAGGGUGGCUCAGUGAUUGAGAGCACUUGCUGCCCUUGCUGAGGUCCAGAGUUCAUUUCCCAGCACCAACAUGAAGGUUCAGAACUAUCUGACCUGUGCCUGCAGCUCCAGGAGAUUUGGCGCCCUCUUCUGGCCUUUUCAGGAACCUGCAUGCAGGUGCUGUACAUAUUUACACACACACACACACACCCCACACUUUUUUUUUUAAACAAUUUAUUUAAUUUUAUUUUCUGUGCAUUGGUACAAAGGUAUUAGAAUCCCUGGAACUGAAGUUACAGACAGUUGUGAGCCGCCAUGUGGGUGCUGGGAAUUGAACCUGGGUUCUUUAAGGAAGAGCAGGCUGUGCUCUUAACCACUGAGUCAUUUCUCCAGCCCCAAGGCACACUUUUUUAAUCCCAGUACUUGGGAGGCAGGGGCAGGUGGGUCUCUGCAUUUGAAGGCCACCAGAGCUGUACAAUAAUGCUGCCUUAAAAAAAAAAAAAGGGUGAAGAACUGGGGUGGAACUGGGGUCAGGAGGACAGGGGAGGGGGUGGUCAGCAGCAUCCACCUGCUUCCUGACCUUCCUGUGUUUUUUCGAAUGGUCCAUGGACAUGGAUUAAGUGCCUUUGAUUUGCUAGGGAGCAAGUACUGGGGCUGAGCCUCCUUCCUCCUUCACUGGGGCUAUGGCCUUCACAAGUAUACACACACACACACACACACACACACACACACACACACACACACACGCUUCAGAAUGAGGCCAGGGAAGGGCACAUCCCUUUAGCCUCCCAUCCCCCACUUCAGGCCCUGCAGCUAAGCUGCCCCUAACCACUGCCUCCAUGAGGCCACACCUAGAACAUUCUUCCUUGUAAAGAAAUUCACUUUAGGGCUGGGAAGGUGGCUCAGCUGGUAAAGGUGCUUGCCACCACACCUGAUGACCUGAGUUCUAUCUCCUGGACCCACACGGAAGGAGAGGACCAGUCCGUAAGUUGUCUUCUGGUUUACACACGCACAUUUGCGAACACGUGUAAUAGAAAUAAAAUGUCAAAUACAAAAAAAGAGAGCGAGAGAAAAGUCACUCUUGUGCUUUGUAACUUCUAAGAUGCAUGUAGGAAAAUUAAACAUAUUUUCUUUUC